This is a messenger RNA of Atta colombica, 2996 nucleotides long. It is a transcript of the gene LManII, whose product is annotated as lysosomal alpha-mannosidase-like. The coding region runs from base 28 to 2952 and encodes 974 amino acids. The transcript has 18 exons. The record is from RefSeq and is a predicted model, not a curated record. Gene Ontology annotation, cellular component: lysosome. Gene Ontology annotation, molecular function: carbohydrate binding; alpha-mannosidase activity. Gene Ontology annotation, biological process: mannose metabolic process. NCBI's taxonomy places the organism in Eukaryota, Metazoa, Arthropoda, Insecta, Hymenoptera, Formicidae.
UGUCGGAAGAAGCAACCGUUCUUCGCUAUGUUGCUAUACAAUUUUCCAUUUCUUCUUCUAUUACUGGCAUUCGCGCAGUUUUUUGCCUCUGGCGAUACAGCACGAAUACCACAAAUUGUACCAGAUGUAGAGGCUACCAAGAAGUGUGGCUAUGAGGCAUGUCAUCCUACACAUCCUAAGAAACUUAACAUUCACAUGGUUUCACAUACUCACGACGAUGUUGGUUGGUUAAAGACUGUCGAUCAAUAUUACUUUGGAAGUCGCUCUACGAUUCAAAAGGCUGGUGUGCAAUACAUUCUCGACAGUGUUAUCAAAGCACUGCUAGCUGAUCCAAGCAGAAGAUUUAUUUACGUUGAAACCGCUUUCUUCUGGAAGUGGUGGUUACGGCAAGAUGAAAAGGUACGUGCUGACGUUAAAAUGUUAAUCAACGAAGGGCGAUUGGAAAUCAUUGGAGGAGCAUGGAGCAUGAACGACGAAGCUUGCACUCAUUAUCAUUCAUUAGUGGAUCAGUUUACGUGGGGAUUCAGGCGACUCAACGACACAUUCGGAAGUUGUGCCAGACCACGUAUUGGGUGGCAAAUAGAUCCUUUCGGUCAUUCCAGAGAACAAGCUUCUUUAUUCGCGCAGAUGGGAUUUGAUGGAAUGCUAUUUGGUCGUAUCGAUUAUCAGGAUAAAGAGAAAAGAUUGAAUAACAAAAUGAUGGAAUUUAUCUGGAAAAGCAGUCCAAAUUUAGGUAAGCGAGCGGAUUUGUUCACGACUGCGAUGUUCAACACUUACAGUCCACCACCAGGAUUUUGCUUCGAUAUUUUAUGCAACGAUGAACCAAUAAUUGAUGACCCUGAUAGCCCAGACUACAACAUCGACAGAAGGAUCGAUGAUUUUUUGAGAUAUGCAGUUACGCAAGCUAGUCAUUACCGUACAAAACAUAUCAUAUUGACAAUGGGAGGAGAUUUCACUUAUCAGCACGCGGAAAUGUACUUCAUGAAUUUGGACAAGCUGAUAAGGACGACAUCGCUAGUAGAGCUGUUCCUGACAUAUGCGCAGAUUCAAGCACGUGCUUACAAAACUAAUCAUAUUAUUCUCACUAUGGGGGACGAUUUUCAUUAUCAACAGGCUGACAUGGUAUUCGGUAACUUAGACAAGCUGAUCAAAUACACUAAUCAGCGCAAUGGUUCUGUAGUAAAUGUAAUUUACUCGACACCCUUAUGCUACUUGAAGGCCUUGAACGACUUGAAUCUUCAGUGGCCCACUAAGAGCGAUGACUUCUUUCCAUAUGCGAGCGAUCCUCACUCUUAUUGGACUGGCUAUUUUUCAUCGAGACCAACCGUGAAAUAUUUUGAACGUGAAGGGAAUAAUAUGUUGCAAGCAAGCAAACAACUCGUUGUCCUAACAAAUUUAAAAAGUUAUGACGAAUCCUUGGAACAUUUUCGCGAAGCAAUGGGAGUGAUGCAACAUCAUGAUGCCGUCAGCGGUACUGAAAAACAAUUUGUCGCGAACGAUUAUUCUCGUAUAUUAUAUGAGAGUAUGGAUCACGCUGGAGAAAUAAUUUCGAAAGCUAUAGGGAAAUGGUCAGGAAUGGAAAAUAGUACAGCAGCAUCCUUUAAAAUAUUCACAUGUUUACAAUUAAAUAUUAGCUCGUGUGCAUUUUCUGAAAAAAGUGAUACGUUUAUGGCUGUAGUAUACAACCCUCUAAGCAGACCUGUUUCUACUUAUGUUCGCGUCCCCGUUCAAGGAAAUUCUUAUGUUGUUCGAUCACUCACUGAUGGAGUAUAUCCAACCGUACAAAUAGUACCAAUUCCCGAAGGAGUUCAAAAAAUCCCAGGAAGAAAGAGCAGCGCGACAAACGAAGUCGUUUUCCGCGCUUUAGAUAUUCCUCCUCUCGGUGUAUUAACUUAUGUCAUCGCCAAAAAGAUACAAGAAAAUGUAGUUGAACAACCUCAGUCAGCCAACUUUAUAAGUAAUGAGUUGUAUAAUAUAUCCGUUAAUACCAAUGGUGGCCUAAGAGUACAUUGGAAUAAGCAAAACAUGAACGUCGUACAAUCUUUCCACUACUACAUAGGAGCAGAGGGUAAUAACAAGAACUUUAUUAAUAGAUCAUCCGGUGCAUAUAUCUUUAGACCUAAAGAAUUAUCGGCCAGGAAUUUUGCAUACAGUGGAUCGUAUAAGAUAUAUAAAGGGCCUGUUGUGCAAGAACUCCAUCAUACAAUAAACGAUUGGAUUAGUCAAGUAGUUCGAAUUUAUUCAGAAGAACAGCACAUUGAAUUUGAUUGGCUCAUUGGACCAAUACCUCUCAAGGAUAAGAUUGGUAAAGAGAUAGUCACGAGGUAUUCCAGCAAUCUACAAACAGACAAAACGUUUUACACGGAUAGCAAUGGAAGAGAGAUGUUAAAGCGUGUGAGAAAUUAUCGACCAACAUGGAAUUUAGAAUUGAUGGAGCCGAUUUCUGGCAAUUAUUAUCCAGUGACCAGUAAAAUUACACUCAAAGAUGAAAAGAAGCAAUUGAAAUUAAAUAUUCUUGUUGAUCGUGCCCAGGGGGGAAGCAGUUUGGAGGACGGCGACGUUGAACUGAUGACUUCUGGUCUCAAUAAAGCAUUGCCACCGAAUGUGCACAUUCUUACCUUAGAACCUUGGAAAGAUGAUACAAUUUUAUUAAGAUUGGAGCAUCUCUUUGAAGUUGGUGAGGCUCAGCGAAUGUCUCAACCAGUAGAAGUUAACAUUCAGAAUCUGUUCUCGACAUUUUCAAUUGAAUCGAUCAAAGAAACCACAUUAGGGGCCAAUCAGUUAUUGAGCGAAAAUAAACCUAUGAAAUGGGAACCAGAAAUGAAUGAUAUUAUCCAGAAUGAAGAAGAAAGUAGACAAAUUGUGGGAGUUCAUGACAAUGUAAUCAAUGUUCUCUUGAAACCGAUGGAAAUACGGACGUUUAUUCUCACAGUAAAACGAAGAUCUCUUUAAAUUGUGUGUGUGUGUGUGUGUGUGUGUGUGUGUGUGUGGGCGCG